AUGACCGACGUCGCGUGCGAUACCGGCGGGUGGGUCCCGUCGACGCCCGGGGGCGAGCGCGCGUCGCCCGCGGCGUCGCCGAUGAAGCCGCCGUCCGCGUCGUCGCGAUCGCGCGCGUCCUCCGCGGUAACACCCGACGCGCGCUCCGCGGAUCGUCCGUCCCCUCGUCGCGAGGACGACGACGGCGUCGGCGCGUCGAUCGCGAACUGGUUCUCCGGCGUCUUCGGCGGCGAUAAAGACGAGGGCAGCAAGGUCGAGGACGAGGACGACGCCGCCGAGGAGAAGACGCCGCCGUCGCCGCGGGACGGGCGGCGCGAGAAGCGAUCCCCGAACGAAGACGACGACGACCACGACCACGAUCGCGAUCGCGGCGACGACGCGAACGCCGCGUCCGACGCGACCGCGACGGACGCGGCGACCUCAACGUCCGCCCUUCCGUCAGCAGCGCCCGCGGCGGACGUCGCGCUCGCCAAGUUCCGCGCCGACGUCGCCGUCGCGCUCGCGAUCGCGCGCGACGCGCUCCCGCGGCGCGUCGCGCGGAACGCCCAGCUCGUGGCGUCGCUCGAGGAUUUGAAGACGUUCGCGGACCGAGACGCGGUCCUCGCGAUGGCGGACUGGCGCGUCGCGGGCGGCGGCGAGGACCUCGACGCCGUGCAGGUCGCGGACGUCAAGGUGGUGGUGGAGAAGGAGGAGGAAGAGGGAGAGACGCUGACGGCGGUGCCGCUCGAAGAAGAGACGACGACGACGACGGACGCCAAGACAGUCGGUCAGAGUUGGCCGAUCCGGCUGCAGCUCCCCGGGCUCGUCGAGCUCGCGCACGAGGACGAGCCGGGGACGCUGUCGUCGUGGACGUACUGCGACGCCGCGGCGUUCGCGGUGUCGGCGUCGGCGUUCGGCGGCGGCGGCGGCGGCCGCGGCGGCGCCGCCGCCGCCGACGACGUCGCGGCGGUCAGACUCGCCGUGCGACAGGUCGGCGCGGACUCGUGCUUCGCCGUCGUCGUGGGGGACGAGAAGCGCGCGCGGAAGACGACGAAGACGCUGACGGAGACGUGCGGGAUGCGCUCGAGGCACGUCGUCGUCGUCCCACCGAACGCCCGCCCGACCGCCGGCGGCGGCGGCGGCGACGACGACGGCGGCGGCGAUGACGACGAGCCGCCGCCGCGGCCGACGAACGAGGCGGUGGCGCGGUGGACGACCGACCUCGCCGACGCGCUGCUCCGACGGCACCGACGCGUCGCGCAGAUCCGCGAGGACGAGUUCCGCGCGCUCGGCGCCGCGGUCGACGCCGCGGCCGCGGAGAACGUCGGAUGGGGGUUGCCGUCGUCGCUGCGGACGGCGGCGGACGCCGCCGCCGCCGCCGCCGCCGCCGCCGCGUCGGUCCCCGUCGACGCGGCGAUGCGAGCGAGCGAUCUUCUCGCGCGUUCGGGGAUCGAAUCCUCGCUCGGCGCGGCGACCGACGCCGCCGACGGGCUCGGGCGGCGCGUCGGGAGCGUCGCCGCGAGCGUCACAACGCGCGCGAGCGAGCUCGGCGCGGGCGUCGCGGAGACGACGGCGGGCGUCGCGUCCGCGUUGGGCGUCGGCGCGAACGCGGCGUUCGCGCGCGCGACGGCGGCGAACACGUCGUCGACGAACGGACGGAACGUCGUCUCGCCGCGGACGUCGCGGCGGCCGCGCAGAACGCCGCGCGCGACCGAUCGUCGCCGCACGCGCGCCCCCUCUCCCGCUCUCACCAUGACCGCCGCCGCGUCCGCGUCGAAGAUGACGGUCCCGCAGCUCCGCGAGGAGCUCAAGUCCAAGGGCUUGGACGCGACCGGGCUCAAGGCGGAGCUCGUCGCGCGCCUCGAGGCGUCGCGGAGCGGCGGCGACGACGCGGGCACCGACGCGGACGCCGCGCCGACGGCCGCCGCGGACGACGCGGAGACGAAGGGGGACGAAGAAAAAGACGCAGCCGCCGCAGCCGCCGCCGCCGCCGCCGACGACGACGACGAGGACGCCCCCGCGGGGAAGCGGAAGCGCGCCGACGCCGCGGAGACGGAGGACAAGGACGAAGAGGAGGUCGCCGCGAAGGCGGCGAAGCGCGACGCCGACGCCGCCGCCGCCGCCGCCCCCGAAGCCGACGCCGCCGACGCCGAAGCCGCCCCAGACGCCGCCGCCGCCGCCGCCGCCGACGUCUUCUGGGAGACGGACGAGGCGACGGGCAAGGCGUUCUUCGAACUCCCGUGCGCCGGUCACGAGGGCAGGGUCAUCGGCCGCGGCGGCGAGACGAUCAAGUACAUCGAGAACCGCUUCUCGGUGAAGCUCGACAUGAAGCGCGACCGCGGCGUCGUGCGAUGCGCGGGCGCGCCCGCGUCGCUCCCCGAGUGCCGCCGGAUCGUCACGGAGGUGAUCGACACCGGCGACAUCAAAGACCGCCCGUCGGCGGAUAACUUCACGCUCGGCGGCGCCGCGGGGAUGGUCGCGCAGCUCAUCGCGGCGGCGGCGGCGAACGGCACGUCCGCGCUCGGCGGCGCCAACGACCCGGAUCUCCCCGAGCACCUCAAAGGGUCCGAUCCCGACGAGACGGUGGUCGUGGACGUGCCGUGCCCCGGGCAGGAAGGCCGCGUCAUCGGGAAGGGCGGCGCGACGAUCAAGGAGAUCGAGCGGCAGUCCGGCGCGGGGAUGAAGGUGGAGAAGGGGUCGGGGAACGUCGCCGAGGCGGCCAACGCGCCGCCGCCGGGGAUCCAAGGCGGCCCCACGCGCGCGGGCGACUGGACGUGCCCGCAGUGCCGAGGUCUGGUCUACUCCGGGAAGUCGAACUGUUUCAACUGCGGCGCGCCGCGGCCGAUGAACGCGGGCGUGAUGGCCCCCGCCGCCGGGUACGCCCCCGCGAUGCAAGCUGGCAUGAUGCAACAGGGCGGGUACGCGAUGCAACCGAUGAUGAUGGCGCCGCCGCACGCGAUGUACGGCGGCGCGCCCGCCGUCAACCCGAUGGCCGCCGUCGGCGGCGGCGGCCCGACGACGUCGAUCGAGGUGCCGUGCGCGGGGUGCGAGGGACGCAUCAUCGGGAAGGGCGGCGACAUGAUCAAGUACCUCCAGGCGCGUCCCACGCACUGGUUCCCACACGACCGCGUCGGCGCGUACCUCCAGUCCGUCACCGGCGCCAAGCUGGACAUGAAGCGCGACGUCGGGACGGUGAUGAUGACGGGGUCGCCCGAGGCGGUGCAGGCGGCGCAGGAGCUCGUGCUCGAGGUGAUGGAGCUCGGCGAUACGCGGAGUAAGGGCGGGUUGAUUCCGAAAUUUGGCGGCGCCGCGCAGCAGCAGCAGAUGAUGAUGGUGCCGAUGCAAGGGCAAGGGUACGCGCCGGCGCCGGGCGGGUACGCGAUGAUGCCGCAGCAAGGCGCCUACGCGCAGCCGGCGCAAUACGCGCCGCAGCCGGUGCAAUACGACCCCUACUCGCGGGCGGCGCAGCCGGGCGCGGCGGCGGCGUACGGACAGCAGCAGCAGCAGCCGGCGGAGCAGGGCGCGGUGUACCAACCGCAACCGGCGCAGCACGCGGCGGUGGCCGCCGCGGAGUGGGGGCAGCAGCAGCCGGCGGCGGCGGCGGCGGCGGACGCGGGCGCGGGCGCGGGCGCGGGCGCGGCGGGGGGCGCGACCGCGGCGGGGGAGUGGCAGACGCACUACUCGGAGGGGAAGCCGUAUUACUACAACACCGUCACGGGGGAGACGCGGUGGGCGUGA
Messenger RNA from Micromonas pusilla CCMP1545, 3717 nucleotides. RefSeq lists its product as uncharacterized. The record is from RefSeq and is a predicted model, not a curated record. Lineage: Eukaryota; Viridiplantae; Chlorophyta; Mamiellophyceae; Mamiellales; Mamiellaceae. Gene Ontology annotation, molecular function: protein binding; mRNA binding. The transcript is spliced from 6 exons. Bases 1 to 3717 code for a protein of 1238 amino acids. Gene Ontology annotation, biological process: regulation of gene expression. Gene Ontology annotation, cellular component: cytoplasm; nucleus.